AUGUCGUCAUAUUCUCCGGUGGUAUCAGGAUCACCGCAAAUUCAGGCAGAUCCUAUAUCAGCGUCCUCUACUUCAGCAAUCACCAGCUUGUCUGGUGGAUCUAUUGCGCAACAGGAGGAAGUCGCCGAAAGUAAUGCUAGGACUGGCGAAUCAAUUAUUCACCGUGAAUCAAACGUAUCCUUAUCAAGACUGAUACCUCUUGAAGAAAUAGCAGACAAAAGAUGUUGGAUCUGUUUCGGUGAGGAAGACGACAGUACUGGGAAGUGGGUACGCCCAUGUAAAUGCUCUCUAAUCUGCCAUGAGGAAUGUUUGCUAAACUGGAUCGCAGAGACUCAAAAAGGCACCGCUCUCAAAAAAGUGCGAUGCCCUCAAUGCAAGACACCGUACCAACUGAACGAGACCAAGUCUUUAAUUUUACAAUUGUUAUCUAUUAUUGAUGCAACUAUUCAAAGCUCUAUCCCAUACGUUACAGUACUUGGGGUGACUUUCGGUGUGGCAAUUACUCAGUUUCAUUACGGUGCGUACGCACUGCUUACGGUAGUUGGUCUAGAAGAAGGUGGACGAAUAUUGCGUGGACCGUGGUCCUGGCGUAUGAUACUUAAUCUCCCUCUCAUACCUGCAUUUUUAAUAUGUUCGAGAAUACCAUCUUUGAAUAAUUACAUGUUAUUGAGUCCUAUCCUCUACUUAAAAUGGAAUCAGUUACGUAUCUCUUUGCCACCACAUCCGACUGUCACGCUGGCCAUAUUGCCGACCGCUAGCUAUGUAUAUAAUAGACUAUAUUUCCAGCUCUUUGGAAAGAUGGAAGUAUCAUGGCAGACUCAAGUAGAACCCUAUGCAGUCGCAACGAUUGAUGGUGGGAAUGGGGAUAAUGCUAAUGAGCGAGCACGUAAUGAUCGAGAUCUCAUAAAUAGAGUUGAGAGAAGAGAUUAUGGUCGACUUAUUGUGGGAGCUCUAUGUCUUCCUUGCCGCUUUAAUGUUGUUAAAUCACGGAUACCGGACCAUUUCCAUCGUAGUAUCAUUGGUGGAUGUUUGUUGAUAGUUUUUAAGGAUGCUGUAAACCUUACUCUCAAGUAUCAGAAAGCGAAGAACCGAAGAUCGCGUCACGUUAGGAAUUAUGAUGAAUUUGCCCGUGAAUUUGAACCUAGGGGGCGGCGCGCAUAA
Molecule: messenger RNA, 1161 nt
Organism: Paraglomus brasilianum
Lineage: Eukaryota; Fungi; Glomeromycota; Glomeromycetes; Paraglomerales; Paraglomeraceae
Source: the annotation of a GenBank genome assembly